This is a messenger RNA of Vigna angularis (adzuki bean), 1589 nucleotides long. Its product is annotated as beta-amylase. The transcript is spliced from 7 exons. Gene Ontology annotation, molecular function: beta-amylase activity. The record is from RefSeq and is a predicted model, not a curated record. Bases 19 to 1551 code for a protein of 510 amino acids. NCBI's taxonomy places the organism in Eukaryota, Viridiplantae, Streptophyta, Magnoliopsida, Fabales, Fabaceae. Gene Ontology annotation, biological process: polysaccharide catabolic process.
UCAACUUUUGAAGAUCAAAUGCUUUCAAAUUAUGUACCAGUAUAUGUAAUGCUCCCAUUAGGAAUUGUUACAGAUAAAAAUGUCUUAGAAGACGGAGUGAAACUGGAGAAACAACUCAGGAAGCUACACGAAGCAGGUGUCGAUGGGGUUAUGAUUGAUGUCUGGUGGGGCAUAGUAGAAUCCAAGGGGCCUGGACAAUAUGAUUGGUCCGCUUAUAGGACCUUAUUUCAAUUGGUUCAAAAGUGCAAAUUGAAGUUACAAGUUAUAAUGUCGUUCCACCAAUGUGGGGCGAAUGUGGGGGAUUCGGUUUUCAUCUCACUACCUAAAUGGGUCCUUGAAGUUGGAGAAAAAAACCCUGAUAUCUUUUACACCAACUAUAAAGGUAUCAGGAAUAAGGAAUGUUUAUCCCUCGGGGUAGACAAAGAACCUGUGUUUCAUGGACGAAGUCCGAUUGAGCUGUAUAGAGACUACAUGAGGAGCUUCCGAGAGAAUAUGGAAGAGUUUCUUAAAUCUCAGCUCAUGAUAGACAUUGAAGUAGGACUUGGCCCUGCAGGAGAACUCAGAUACCCCUCUUACACACAAAAUGUGGGGUGGGUAUUUCCUGGAAUUGGAGAAUUUCAGUGCUAUGACAAAUAUCUUAAAGCUGAUUUCAAAGAGGCUGCAGCAGAAGCAGGUCAUCCUGAGUGGGAGCUGCCAGAUAAUGCUGGAAAACCGAACGAUAAACCCGAAUCCACAGAAUUUUUCAAAUCAAAUGGAACUUAUCAAACGGAGAAAGGCCGUUUUUUUCUGACAUGGUAUUCCAACAAGUUGUUGACCCAUGGUGAUGAUAUCUUGGAUGAAGCCAACAAAGUAUUCCUUGGUUACAGAGUGAAAUUAGCAGCAAAAGUUGCCGGAAUCCACUGGUGGUAUAAAACAGAAAGCCAUGCUGCAGAGCUUACUGCGGGAUAUUACAACUUAUGUCAUAGAGAUGGAUACAGACCCAUAGCAAGGAUGCUUUCCCGACAUAAUGCUAUUUUAAAUUUUACUUGUCUUGAGAUGAAAAAUGUUGAGCAACCAGUUGAAGCCCAAAGUGGAGCCGAGGAACUUGUCAAGCAGGUUCUUAGUGGCGGCUGGGCGGAGAAGAUUGAAGUUGCAGGAGAAAAUGCACUCGCAAGAUAUGACCGUGAAGCUUAUGACCAAAUCCUUUCAAAUACUAGACCGAACGGUGUUGUCAAAUUUGGCCAUCCAGCACGAAAAAUGUAUGGCGUGACGUACCUCCGUUUAUCAGACAAGUUAAUGAAGCAAAGAAACUUUGACAUAUUCAAAACCUUCGUGAAAAAGAUGCAUGCAAACCUGGAUUACUGUUCGGACCCGGAAAGGUACUAUCAUUUCACAGAACCUAUGGAGCGAUCAAAGCCAAGGAUUCCAUUAGAGAUUCUUCUGGAAGCAACGGAACCAUUGGAGCCUUAUCCAUGGUUAAAGGAAACGGAUGUAACCCGACGUGUGCUUGCUGGUUUUCUUCAUUACAUACUUGCUACUGUUUUACGCAUACUCAGAAUAAAAGUAAACUAGAAAUGGAAUGUAAAAGAAUGAUGGAAUUGAGGAAUAAC